This is a messenger RNA of Ostrinia nubilalis (European corn borer), 2224 nucleotides long. Its product is annotated as collagen alpha chain CG42342. The coding region runs from base 311 to 2224 and encodes 637 amino acids. The record is from RefSeq and is a predicted model, not a curated record. The transcript has 21 exons. Lineage: Eukaryota; Metazoa; Arthropoda; Insecta; Lepidoptera; Crambidae.
CUGCCUGUCGACCCGAGAGGACGCCUUUACGUCGCUCGCGCGCGAAAGCUACGAACUCCAAUACGAUUCCUCGACACCCUACCCCGGAAUCCCCAAAACCCUCUAUUAUUUUUCAGUUCCUUACACCGAUUUAUUUGUUUGGUUGAAUGUGCUUUUGGUUUUGUGUUACGAAUCCGAUUUUUUGACAAUAAGGUUGUUAACGUGAAAAGCGUCGUACUGGACGCGCUAUUGUGACGAUGUACCGGUCCAUUUACACUUGGACUUAAUGAAAACAAAGAUGUCCCUCAAUAUACCGUAAAGUUCGAUCAAAAUGAUUUUGAAAAUAAAGCCGCCUCAGGGCGUGAAGCCUCAAGUGCAGGAGCGAGUGAAGGAAGAAAAAAAUGGGAAGAAGACAUUCACCCCUUGCGAGGACAGAUGUCCCGGGGACCCGUGGGCGUAUUGUAUAGUGCUGUGGUGUGCUUGUGCUAUGAGCCUGAUCUCGAGCGGCUACAGCUUGUACAAGCAGCAAGGCUUGCAAGACAGACUGUCAUUGCUUGAGGAGCAGCAUUUAGCCUUGAGGAGUGCAGUCUUGGAGCCGCAGCAGCCCCUGGUGGAGAGACUGCGGCGGGAGGUGCUCGCGAGACCUCCGCCUAGUUACUGGAGGCCGAGGAGGAGCAUCAGAGACUACGGAGACUGCGUCUGUCCAUCAGGUCCGCCUGGGCCUCCUGGGAAGAGAGGAAAAAAGGGCAAGAAAGGCGACCCUGGAGAGCCUGGACCAUCGGGAUUAACAGGAGCGCCUGGAAAAAAUGGAUUCCCGGGACCAAUAGGGUUGGAUGGACCAAAAGGUGACCCGGGCCGGCCCGGGGACAAGGGCCAGAAGGGCGAGCACGGCAGCCCGGGCUUCGACGUCUUCUCCGCCGUCAAGGGUGUGAAAAGAUCGGUGGACAACUUUAAAAUUAGUCCGUACACGACCGCGGAGAUCAUAGCAGUGAAGGGAGAACCUGGUGAACCGGGUCCACCCGGACCGGCUGGACCCCAGGGCCCGGAGGGGUUGCCAGGGCAUGAUGGUCGCGCGGGCCCUGCUGGGCCAUCCGGCCCCCCUGGCGUACCUGGCCCGCCGGGGCCAGUGGGGCCCAUUGGAUUAAGUGGACCAAUUGGACCUUCAGGACAUAAGGGUGACAAAGGCGACAAGGGUGAGCGGGGCUUCACGACGACACUGAAGGGCGACGCGUUCCCGACCGGCAUCAUCGAGGGCCCGCCCGGCCCGCCCGGCCCGCCCGGAACGGAAGGCGCACGCGGCGAGCGAGGGGAGGCCGGGGCCGCGGGCCCGCCCGGGCCGCCCGGCGACAAGGGCGCCCGCGGCAAGCGCGGCAAGAGGUAUUAUAAUAAAAUAUAUCAUCAUAUUUUAGGCAAAACUGGUGAAAUGGGACCACGUGGGCCUCCCGGCAUCGAUGGCUCUCCUGGAACAGCAGGCGUGCAAGGACCUCCAGGAAAACCGGGUGAGAUGGGUCCAAAAGGAUCGAAGGGCGAGUACGGAGACAUGGGAUCUCCGGGUAUGCUGGGCGCGCCGGGUCUACCCGGCCCUCCCGGUUACCCGGGUCUGAAAGGCGAGAAGGGCGAUAAGGGUGACUCGAAGUACAGAAAGCUGAGGAGGAGACAGAAUUUGCAGGGAGACGGCACUGGAUACGAGCUGUACGGGCAUGAAAUGAUGAUGGGUCCGCCGGGGGCGCCGGGCCCCGCGGGCGCGCCGGGCGUGGCGGGCCCGCCGGGCAUCAAGGGCGACAAGGGCGAGCCGGGCGCCCGGGGCAAGGCGGGAGAAAGAGGAGAAAAAGGCGAUGCAGGGCCCAUGGGAUUACCGGGUCCAGUCGGAUUACCGGGAGAAGACGGGCGGCCGGGAGACAUCGGACCUAGAGGCCCGCCCGGACUCGACGGCAUGAAGGGCGCGCAAGGUGAGCCAGGCUCCAAGGGCGAGCGCGGCGACCCCGGACUGCCCGGGACUGACGGGAUUCCCGGACAAGAGGGUCCAAAGGGUGACAAGGGCUAUAAAGGAGAACCUGGUCCCGUGGGCAAGCGCGGGCGCAAGGGCGACAAGGGCGACAAGGGCGAGCAGGGCGUGCCGGGGCUGGACGCGCCCUGCCCGCUGGGGCCCGACGGCCUGCCGCUGCCCGGCUGCGGCUGGCGGCCCACCAAGGUGAGCGUCCUUUGGCUCACAACUGAGCUUUCGUUUUUGUACAUUUUGUAUUAA